AUUUUACCCCAAUUUUUCCCCCUGAAUCCCUAAUCUUCAGACUUUUCUUCACUCCCGUUUUCUUCAGACUUUUCAUAUCCCGCUUCCUUCUCAUUAUCUCUCUCUCUCUCGGUUUCAUUUCAAUAUUUCCCCUCAUUCUUUUUCGUGAGAGGGAGAAACCCAAAGAUUUUGUCUGCCGUUUCUUUUUUUUUGGUGAUAUUGAAAUCCCCUGUUUUCGCUAUGUGUUUGAAAUCUAUCGAUGUCGGUCUGUCUGUUUCUUUUUGGUUUUUUAUUUGUCUACUUUCGUGAGGGAUAAUCCCUAAGCUUUCUAUUGCAAAACUCACUGUGUCACUCUUUGUUUGAAAUCUAUUGUUGUGGGUCUGUCUGUUUCUUUUUGGUUGCUUUGUCGGAGACUGAUUUCAGUUUUCAGGUUUAGGCAUCUGAGCUUUUGGAGCCGUUCUACCUUAACUCUUUGGAUUGUCUGUUUCUUUAGACAAUUCUUUGGGUCAGUCACAAAGGUUGAUUACCUGACAUUGAGGCAUGGAUUUAUCAUGGCACAUUUGGCACUUGAAAACGAAACAAAAUUCGAUUUCCAGAAAUACAUCAAGAGAUCAUUAGAGGAUGAUUUUAAAGUUGUUAUAGGGAUCAGUCCAAUCAUCUGGUUCAUUGCUGUCUUGUUCUUGCUUGCCUAUACACAUGGAUGGUAUUCAUAUUUAUGGCUACCUUUUAUCCCCUUAAUUUAUGAAUUUACGAUAAGAUCUUGCUACCAUGAACAUAUUGAAGACGUUAUCAUUAGAGUCUCAAUGGGGGUUAUCAUACAGUUCCUUUUCAGUUAUGUGACUCAUCCACUCUAUGCUUUGGUGACUCAGGUAAGAUAUACAUAAUAGAAACUUGCAGUUCUCAUAUUCUGAUCUAUGAUAAACCUGGAACAAGUUAAGACCAUGAUAAUGGAAAGUUCACCGAGGAAGCUGGGCAGUUUAAUGGGCUUGAUGUUCUUGGAGAUGGUAAUGCUGCAGUUAU
Messenger RNA from Gossypium raimondii (Peruvian cotton), 999 nucleotides. RefSeq names its product MLO-like protein. Gene Ontology annotation, cellular component: membrane. Gene Ontology annotation, biological process: defense response. Bases 531 to 863 code for a protein of 110 amino acids. The transcript is spliced from 8 exons. Lineage: Eukaryota; Viridiplantae; Streptophyta; Magnoliopsida; Malvales; Malvaceae. The record is from RefSeq and is a predicted model, not a curated record.